AGGCUAGGUCUCACUCAAAGUCCUGAUUGGUCAAAUUUAGAUGACGUCUCAAUAAGUUCAUUUCUAAUAGAUUUUUUUUAAAAGUUCAGUAAAAAAAAAGCAAACAGAAGACACUACUUGCAAUUCCAGUUGUGUCCUGAUGGUGGCUCUGUUGUUGUCAGCAACAGCUGAUCAUCCAGAAUGCAAGCAGAAGAAGAAACUUCUGCCGCUUUGAGGAACGCGUGACCUCAAAAAACGGACGUUUUUCCCAUGAACGCGCUUUUAAAGCCUAAUUUUAAGCCGGAAUCGUCUUUUCCUUUAAAAGCACAGAAGUUGGACUGAAACAAAGUCAUGUUUGUGCGGUUUUUCUGUCAGUUAGCAUCUCGUGGUUAGCAUCCGGCUAACGCCGCUGCGGUUCACCUGGACAGUCACACCUUUACCGGGCAGGUUCGAGGACUUCAUGUCCGGUCACCUGUCCGCUGCCGUCGCUCUCUUCCGUCGCUGCCUCCCCCCUCCCUUGUCGAGGACUCUGUCAGGAGCCCGCUGCCUAUUCCGCGGAAUGGAACCGGUGAUCGUGAGGAGCCUUCCCGGGGAGCCGAAGCUCACCAUCUCCUUCUGCCUGAACGGCAGCCACCGGCACAUGCUGCGGGACCAGGACGAGGCGCUGGGGAAGGUCCUCACCAGGAUCUCCAGCUCCACCGCCAAGAGCCUCCUCAAGCAGGCGAAGAAGUCCAGGAAGAGCCGCGGUGAGCCGCCGGGCGAGGCUGCGGCGCCCGCGGCGGUGAAGCUGCUCUGCGGCGGCGAGGAAGUACCGGAAACGGUCCCCAACUCGGAGGCGUGGCGGGACGGAGCCGUGCUGCAGGUGGGAGACGUGACGUUCACCGUGCACCGGAACCCCCCCACCCUCACCACGGCGGAGCUGCCGCUGUCGCUGCUCUCCGGCUUUCCGGUCUGCCCCAAACUGGAGGUGGAGUUUGCAAACCUGCAGGACAGCGAGUUCACGUGGUUCCGAGAGAACCCACCGAGUACGAGCUCUGCAGACGGUCUGGAUCUGGACUCAUCCUGGACCCGGGUGGGUUCUGCGCGUGUCCACGUCCCCUCCAACCAGGACAUCGGCUGCAGGCUCAAACUGAGGUGCACACCCAAAGAGGGGGGGCGCAGCGGCCCGGCCAAAGAGCUGGUCUCCGUUUCGGCCGUGGAGGCGGGGCCUGGAGUUUGUACUUUUGACGGCCGCCACGCGUACACGGCGAAGGAGGCGGCGUGGCCGGCGGUGAGGGUGGUGUCCUACAACAUUCUGGCAGACAUCUACGCUCAGACAGAACUGUCCAAGACGGUUCUGUACCCGUACUGCGCCCCGUACGCUCUUCAGCUGGACUACAGGCAGAACUUGGUGAAGAAGGAGCUGGCGGGAUACAACGGCGACAUCCUCUGCCUGCAGGAGGUGGACAAAGGAGUGUUUGCCGACAGUCUGAGUCCUGCUCUGGACGCCUUCGGCCUGGACGGCGUGUUCAGGAUCAAAGAGAAGCAGCACGAAGGGCUGGCGACGUUCUACCGCAGGUCAAAGUUUCAGCUGCUGAGCAGCCAUGACAUCAUGUUCAGCGAAGCGUUGACCUCUGACCCCCUGCACUCUGAGCUCCUGCAGAGGAUUUCUGGGAAUGUGGCGCUGAAGGAGAAGGUCCUGCAGAGGUCCACCUCCCUGCAGGUAACUGUGCUGGAGGACCGCUUCAGAGCUGACAGGAAGCUGAUCGUGGCCAACACUCACCUGUACUGGCAUCCUAAAGGAGGGAACGUUCGCCUGGUCCAAGUGGGAGUGGCCCUGCGGCAUUUGAGUCAUGUGAUGGACACGGUUGCACCGGAAGCCCCUCUUCUCUUUUGCGGCGACUUCAACUCCAUGCCAGACUCGGGUCUGUUCCAGCUGCUCAGCGAGGGGUCGGUCCCCGAGCAGCAUCCGGACUGGAGCGGCCUGGGUCCAGAGGAGUCCUGCAGCAUGGAGCUGACCUCUCCGUUCCCGCCGCUGCUGAGCGCCUGCGGACAGCCCGCCUACACCAACUACGUGGGGGGGUUCCACGGCUGCCUGGACUACGUCUUCAUUCAGCCGCAGAGCAUGAAGGUGGAGCAGGUGAUUCCUCUGCCCAGCCACCAGGAGGUGACGGCCUAUGAGGCCCUGCCCAGCUUGGCUCACCCCUCCGACCACAUCGCUCUGGUUUGUGACCUCCUCUGGGCUCCUUGACCUCUGGCCUCUGCCAUACCUUCAUCCUACAAAUAAAAGAAACCUGUCUCUGAAUCGUCUUCUUUGUCUUUAGGGGCAGAGAUUGAAUUGUAUGCAUUUAAUGCUGAUUCCCAAUAUUUUAGUCUAAAUUAAUAUUUAGGAAAAAUGCAGAGAAAUUGUAACGGCUGCUUAUGCAUCUGUCUUUAAAUUUCUAAUAAAAGUAUUAAUUUAUAAAACAUUUCAGGGCGAUAUUUAUGUAUCAUAAAUAUGUUUUUUCUGGUCAAAUCUGCUGCUGAGUCUUUAAAUAAAGUUCCAGGCUUUCAUCAUUUACAAAUAAAUUAUA
Molecule: messenger RNA, 2531 nt
Organism: Oryzias latipes (Japanese medaka)
Lineage: Eukaryota; Metazoa; Chordata; Actinopteri; Beloniformes; Adrianichthyidae
Gene: pde12
Product: phosphodiesterase 12
Biological process (GO): nuclear-transcribed mRNA catabolic process, deadenylation-dependent decay
Cellular component (GO): mitochondrion
Molecular function (GO): 3'-5'-RNA exonuclease activity
Source: RefSeq, a predicted model, not a curated record